Cimex lectularius (bed bug) is the source of this 1494-nucleotide messenger RNA. RefSeq names its product N-acylneuraminate cytidylyltransferase A (gene Csas). The coding region runs from base 613 to 1371 and encodes 252 amino acids. Gene Ontology annotation, molecular function: N-acylneuraminate cytidylyltransferase activity. The record is from RefSeq and is a predicted model, not a curated record. Lineage: Eukaryota; Metazoa; Arthropoda; Insecta; Hemiptera; Cimicidae. The transcript has 6 exons.
AAUCUUUUGUAAUAAACUGUUUUUCUUUUUGUUUUCUAACCUUUAUUAUCUAAGUAUUGCUUGUAAACAAAAUAAAGUGAAUAAUUUUUCCCGUUUUCUUCCAGUGGCAGUUGUGGCUUUUUAAAUCCAUUUUAUAGGUGUGUUUAAAUAGAAAACUUAUGCUUAAACUAUUUUAUUACAUUUCAGCAACCUGUGCCAUCCUCUAUGCAGUAUAUUUCUGGAACUUAAGGAACUUAGAAAAACGAUAUCAAUUUAAAACUUAAAAACAAAUUUACACUAGUAACAUGGCUGACUAUGAUUUGUUAUAUGAAUGGUUUUUAUUUUAUUUUUUAUUGAUUUAAUUUAUAUAAACUUAAAUUAAUUUAAUAAACUUGACAGAAAUAAACUUCAUUUAGGGUAGCACAGUGCUGAAACGUCACAGUAAAAUAAAGUUAAUUAAAACAAAUUGUUUGGCUUCUUUUUAAUGGCCUUAUUGGGUAAAUGAUAGUAUUGAUUUUUGGUCCGAGUUGUAAGGUGGGGUAGAGGUUUCUGUUGAGGCUAUACAAGUGUAAUAAAAAGUCCCACCCUAUGUAUUUCUGUUGAGUAAAAUGAAUUUAAGAUUGUAAUUGUAAAAUGAGAAACACUCUCCUCCUUUCUAUACUUCUAACUUUAUUUUCCGUAUACCUUAUUAAAAGGACCAUUACUUUUGUUAGAUAUUCACAUCUCAAUCCAUUUGAGUCUCACAUUUCAGCUCUGAUCCUUGCAAGGGGCGGGAGCAAGGGGAUAAAACUUAAAAAUCUGGCCAAAAUUCAUAACGUCACUUUACUCGCCAGGACGAUAAGAACGAUCCACGAUUUCGGUCUAUUUGACUCUGUUUGGGUUUCGACAGACCAUGAGGAAAUAGCCAAAGAGGCUGAAAAGAAUGGGGCAAACGUGCACUGGAGAAAGCCUUUCACCACUCUUGAUGAGGCCAGUUCUUCAAUUGCGGUGAAAGAGUUCAUCCAGAGCCACUCAGAAAUAGGUAUUGUUGGACUUAUACAGUGCACAUCACCAUUUUUACGGGUUAGUCACUUGCGUGAGGCUUACGAUAAAUUGCUCGUUGGUUAUCACUCUGUAUUUUCAGUGACCCGGGACCACAAGCUGAGAUGGCGCAUUGAAGACAACAUCAUAGAGCCGGACAACUUUGACCCCUACAACCGUCCAAGGAGACAAGACUGGGAUGGAGAGCUGUAUGAAAAUGGCAUGUUUUACUUCACAUAUACUGACAUAAUUUUCGACCAGGAGGUGCUCCAGGGAGGAAAGGCCAGUGUUGUAGAAAUUCCUAAUAAUGAGAGUUUAGAAAUUGAUACUAUCGAAGAUUUAAGACUUGCCGAAUGUUUAUCAAUUCAAUGAUUUUUUUAUACCAUCUGUGAUAUAUUGCAAUAGGUUAAAAGUAGUUCAUAAGACAAAUGUGGUGAUAUUACAUUGAUCUUUAAUGUUACUUGCCUAAUAAAAUUUUAUUACUUUGUUUUAAAA